UGAUAGAAAGUUGAAAGUUCAACUUUUAUACGCUCUUGGGUUCACUCAUCAAAACAAAAUGAGUCUUCCAGAACUAAACAAAGAAAGUAUCGCUUUUGGAUUAAAGGUUUUUUCAACGACUGCAUUAGGUCUCUAUGCUGGUCAGUCUUUGUAUAUUAACGCUGUAGAAGUCCCUGCAAAUCUUGAUCAUGAACCAGAGCAUUCCCUACAAAACUGGCAAAGAAAUUUUCAUCAUGCAUCCCAUUUUGCUCCAAAAGUACAUGGAGCAGGAGUUUUAGCAGCUGUUGGACAUUACUUAUUAACUCGUGGAACUGACAAUGAAGAUUUACCAUUCCUCUUAUCUCAAUUAAUUGGCGAAUUAAAUGUACCAAUAACUUUUGGUAUUAUUAUGCCUGUCAAUAAUCAGCUGCAUGAUCAGGAUGACUGUAAAACCAAAGAAUUGCUUUUGGAAUCAGAAUUGAAAUCAAAAACAAAACUCUACUGGUCACUCUCGGAAGAUGCAUGGAGGAGCUCACAUUCGGAAUUUACUGCAGCAGUGGAACUACCGUCACGGAUUUAGAACCGCUCUGGGUAUUGGAACGUUCGCAUACUGUGUGUACCGAAUUGCUAAAGGAACAAAUUAGGUAUAAUAAAUGUUAGCAAUUUUUGUUACUUUUUUUAAACCGAACUUUUGUUUACGUCUUCGUGGGAAUCAUGCCGAAUUACAUAUAUCGAUUUACAUAUUUACAUUUUAAUUUUUUACUUUAUUUUCAUAUCCCAAGUUUUUGCUUUCCAUAUACGUACAUUGUACCAAAGAAUUGAUUUCUUAAUUAGUUGUAAGCAUGUAGUACACCCUGGUCUUUUUAUACUUUUCGUGAACACUUUUUUGCACGUAGUAAUGUAAGGUUUUAAUAUAUUUUGCACAUAUAUGAUGUAUAUUUAUAAGAUGAGCAGAUUAAUGAAGUUAAA
Messenger RNA from Hydractinia symbiolongicarpus, 948 nucleotides. RefSeq lists its product as uncharacterized. The transcript has 4 exons. NCBI's taxonomy places the organism in Eukaryota, Metazoa, Cnidaria, Hydrozoa, Anthoathecata, Hydractiniidae. The record is from RefSeq and is a predicted model, not a curated record. The coding region runs from base 59 to 559 and encodes 166 amino acids.